Molecule: messenger RNA, 1523 nt
Organism: Desarmillaria tabescens
Lineage: Eukaryota; Fungi; Basidiomycota; Agaricomycetes; Agaricales; Physalacriaceae
Exons: 2
Coding region: 158-1147 (329 amino acids)
Molecular function (GO): protein binding
Source: RefSeq, a predicted model, not a curated record
GACAGCUUUUCUCGGUAACUCCAUGUUGCUAUUGAACGCCUUCCUCCAUUUGAGGGUUCGUAUAAUUUCUGUUAUAUAGCUUUCACUUCCUUCCUUCAUUCUUUUUCUUCUCCUGGCAAUAUUUCCUGCCCAGCCUCUGCAUCACUCUCCUUUUAUAAUGCCCUCCAGCCCUCAACAUCUUCCCGCUGAGCGGGUUCGUCAUCGAAAACGGGCGUCGGUACCAGUUGAACAGCGAGACGAUGAGCAAGAGGAAUACAGCACCAGUACUGGUCCAAUCACUACUAUUACCAUAACCAAGGGGUUGUCCUCCACAGCAUCCAGUGAUGCAUCUCUAUCGACAACAGCAACGACGACCAGAUCGUCUGCAUCUUCGUUAUCUUCUACAUCUGCCACUACAUCGUCUUCGUCUUCUCUCGUCAGCUCAUCGACUGCGGAAUCAACCUCAGCGGGGUCAUCCUCAUUAGCGAUGUCGACAACCUCGACACCGCCGUUACCAUCAGCGUCAGCCAUUGCUCCCGCCCCUACUUCUGCUUCCGACGUACAGCAAAAUGGCGCCGUGUCGAAGCAGACCUUGCCAGCAGGCGCCAUUGCUGGCAUUGUCAUUGCCGUUGUUCUGGUCCUCGUCGCAGUCGCACUAGUCCUGCUGCGGAAUCGUUUCAUGCAGCGCCGGCGCUCUCGCAUGUCGACGUGGAUUAGCAAGCCGCGACUUGCCAAUACCGGUCUCGCCUUUGAAUCAGUUACCAGUACGACUCACGACGCUUCCCAGUCACCGGGCAUGCAAUUCGCCCAAUCUGGAGCCCCAGCCACUUCACUCACUAUGCCUAGCGCAUCGUGGAACAAUGCUGCAAGCCCUGGUAUUAACCCAAGUACAGCUCCUCCGUCCGGCGGCAGUGCAAUCGUAAAAUCCAGAUUCAUUCCUUCGUUACCCGAUGAGCUGCCUAUUUCAAACGGGGAGACUGUCCGAAUCAUGCAAGAAUUUGACGACGGGUGGGCUUUGUGCGUCAAUGGCAGAGAAGAGCAGGGCAUGGUUCCUCUCGAAUGUUUGGAGCGCCUGACACCGACUUCGGGUGCUCCUGCCACUGCUCCUGAUUUGAGGAAGUCGGCUAGAGAGAGUUCGCUAUACGGCAUGAACACUGUUAGGCGUUAGUGAACAGGUGAUCCUUCAAAUUCACUCUCUUUCUUUCUAUUUCUAUUCAUAUCCGAUAUCUUGGACUGGUGUAUUGCAAUGACUGGUUCAUGCGUUUCUUAUUUUUACUCUUUAUUAUACUCCCGCCGCAGCUAGACGGCCUUAUUUAGAUCUUGUACGUACUAUUCAACGAUACCCCCAGCGUUGUACCCUGUAUUCUGGACUUCUGUAUUCUUCUUCCCUAUCACUUAGCAGAAUCUCUGCAAGGGAGGUAGAACUCCUACGCUGACCGUAGUCUACAAAUAAAAUGGUGAUAGUCGGCAAAAAAAAUGUAGAACACCACGUCGCGUCUAUAAUGCGCAACGAUGUGUUUGAAAUUCAAAUUGUGGCGACCGUU